AUGAACUCUCUUCAGGAAACAACCGACUUCGACUAUGGAGCCUUUCUACGCGAGGAUGCCAUGGACUUGGCGCCGCCGUUGGAUCGGUCACCCUCCACGCCGACCGUGGCUGGGUCGCCCGGGGAGAGCUCGUCGAACCCCGGGAGCUCGGAGGUGUCGAGGCGGCCGACCCAGAAGCAGAGGCAUGAGCGGAGGGGACAUACGAAGAGCCGGAGAGGAUGUUUCAAUUGCAAGCGGCGAAGGAUCAAGUGCCAAGAGACGAAGCCUGCUUGCGGGCAUUGCGUAAAGACAGGGUUGAAGUGUGAAUACCCAGCGAUGCCGCAGAUUGUGCACCAGCCUCAUCACCAGAUUCCCCUCUUCAGCUUGCAGGACAUGAGGUUUUUCCAACACUUCCUGCUCAAGUGCUACCCGUCCGUACCCGUGGCCAACGAGAGCCAUGAAUACCUGAUGCACGCGCUUCUCGGCCUCGCAGCCUCCGACCUCAUGCAACAAGACCCCUCCCUCCUCACCUUCGCCAUGGCCCACCGUCUGAAAGCCAUCCGCGCCAUCAAGAAGCGCCUCUCCGAAAUGUCGCGGACCACCGAGGUGCGGCAGGACGAGUCCAACGCCAUGGUGGCCACCUGCUUCGCGCUCACGUUCCAGUCGGUGCAGCUCGACGACGGCAUGGCCGAGUUCAUGGCCUUCGUGCGCGGUAUCCUCAUCGUGUGCAUGCAGAUGUGGAUGAAGGGCGUCAGCCCCAUAUUCACGAACAUGGUCAACGAGGAUGCCGAGAAUCUGCUGGCGCCAUUUAUGCAGGAUUUACCGCUGAUUCAGACGGAGUGGUCCGAUAUGGCGCUUGUGGCGAUUCAGAAUUUGAGGCCGUUGUGUUUUGAUGAGGUGGAGAUUGAGUAUCAUGACUUGUUGCUUGAUUGGGUGCAGAAGUUGUUUACGUCGUCGUUCGAUGCAUACAAAGCCUUACGAAGACACUACGGCUGGUGGAUGAUGCUCCCGCACGACAAGUUCCGGCGCAUCAUCGACCCCUCGAACCAAGUCAUGGUCCUCCUCGCCACGCACUGGAUCGCCCUGAAGCAGAUCAUGGCCUUCAUCACCGAGGUCGAGGAGAUGGCACGCGCGACGCGGCCUGCCGGCGGCGGCAAGCAGGACGCCAUCGACCCGGGCCUGUCGCGGUGGCUCAAGUAUCUGAAUCGACAGGUAGACUUUGAGCAUCGGUUGUAUAAUACGUGGCCGAUGUGGGUGGAGGAGCAGUUGGAUCGGGAUAUUACUUUCUUUGGGAAGACGAGGUAG
Messenger RNA from Scedosporium apiospermum, 1284 nucleotides. RefSeq lists its product as uncharacterized. Gene Ontology annotation, molecular function: DNA-binding transcription activator activity, RNA polymerase II-specific; zinc ion binding. Lineage: Eukaryota; Fungi; Ascomycota; Sordariomycetes; Microascales; Microascaceae. Gene Ontology annotation, biological process: regulation of transcription by RNA polymerase II. The transcript has 4 exons. The record is from RefSeq and is a predicted model, not a curated record. Bases 1 to 1284 code for a protein of 427 amino acids.